AUUAACAAUUGCAAGCGAUCAAAGUACAACUGCACAAGCGCUAGACGUGUGAACACAGCACACGAACCAGCACUGUAGUAUAAGAGGCGGGCCGCCAAACCAAAUGGGCAUCAUCCUGUUGUAGACUUAUAAUACAUGCUCAUAAAGAGACUAGUGACAACAUUCUGUAGCCAUGACCAACGAGUAUCGUCGUCUCGCCGGUUCUCGAGCGUGUUUCAUACCGCUCCUGAUCAGCAUCGCAUUCGCUGUGGGCUAUCUGAUGGGUCACCGAUCGCCCGUCCAAUCAGCAAUUGUCGAACACCGUUCGCCAGGAAAAAUUGUUAACGCGAACGGUCCCCGAAAGAUCCAACGACCGGCGCAAUCAGGCAACGUUCGGCAGGACCCAAGGCAGUACCCGUCAACGCUAGAUCAGCCCAGGCCGAACGCUGUUCCCGACAUACAAAACGCUUCCCCCUCACGCAUUUUCUCUGCUGCGAACCAAGCGCCCAGAAUCAAUGACGACGCGAACGAGCCUCGUGAGAAACCGGGACCGGCGCAAGCUGGCAACGUUCGGCAAGAAACGGGAAAUUACGAGGCACGUGAGAAACCGGGAACGGUGCAAGCUGGCAACGUUCGGCAAGAUACGGGAAAUUACGAGGCACGUCAGGAACCGGGACAGGCGCACGCCGGCAACGUUCCGCAACAAACGGGAGAUAACGAGCCACGUGAGAAAACGGGACCGGCGUACGCCGGCAACGUUCCGCAAAAAACGGAAAAUUACGACUCAAAUGGUUCCGGCAACACCAAGCCCGGGCGUCGGCCGUUAGCGUUCGAGAUCGUUGUCUCCCACUUCAACGAGCCGCUGGAUUGGCUGAAACCGUACGCAAAACAAUCUGGCCACGUGUACAAUAAGGGAUUCGACCGAGGUCCACCAUUUGACAUGUACAAAUGGGAAAGGUUACCGAACGUCGGGCGAGAGUCUCAUACCUAUCUGUAUCACAUCAUAGAGAAUUACGACAAUCUCGCUGACGUUACAGUCUUUUUGCAAGGGCACGGGUCCGAUCCCGAUAAAGCCUUUUGCUUUGCUGAUCCAAAACAAUUCUUCAUCAAUGCCAAGAGGAACAUCUUCUGCAAGCAGAGCGGCAGAUAUUCCAACUGGGGUCGCAUACAACAUAUCGGUAAAUGGCUUCAGCAAUUUAACACUGGCAAAAUGCGAGCCGCGAGCAUGACCGUGGGCGAAUUCUACAAGAUCUUGUUUGGUACCCAACCUCCUCCCGCAGUGCAAAGGUGUUUAACCAGUUGCUUUUCUGCCACCAGAGAAAAUCUGCUUCGGCGCCCGCUGACCUUUUACCAGAAGGCCAUAACGUUUGUGAACGAUCACAAUAACCCGGAGGAAUCUCACUAUUUCGAAAGACUGUGGUCCGUCAUCGUUAAUGCUUCUUAAACGAAGUGUGCAAGAUACUGUUUAAUUGUGGGCAAUCUGGCUAUGUGGCAAUAUUAUAUAUCGUUUGUUGAUGAAAUCUUGUUUUAAAACCAUGGGUAUGAGGUAUUUUGCUUUCUAGUAUGAUUCACCGACGUUUAAACACUGUAUACUCAGUGUGUUACCUCCCGAAUGAAA
Messenger RNA from Patiria miniata (bat star), 1597 nucleotides. RefSeq lists its product as uncharacterized. The coding region runs from base 173 to 1423 and encodes 416 amino acids. The transcript has 3 exons. The record is from RefSeq and is a predicted model, not a curated record. Lineage: Eukaryota; Metazoa; Echinodermata; Asteroidea; Valvatida; Asterinidae.